Messenger RNA from Chenopodium quinoa (quinoa), 740 nucleotides. RefSeq names its product protein FAR1-RELATED SEQUENCE 5-like. The annotation marks the transcript as partial. NCBI's taxonomy places the organism in Eukaryota, Viridiplantae, Streptophyta, Magnoliopsida, Caryophyllales, Amaranthaceae. The record is from RefSeq and is a predicted model, not a curated record. Gene Ontology annotation, biological process: regulation of DNA-templated transcription. The transcript is spliced from 2 exons.
UGGAAAAAAAUGAUGAUAUUAUGUAUUUAGAAGCAGAACAGUCUGAAUUAAAGGAUAAAGAAUUUAAAUCUGAAGAUGAAGCUUUCGAAGCGUAUAAUGAAUAUGCUUUUAGGAAAGGUUUUGGAAUUCGAAUUGGGAAGAGUAAGAGAAGAAGAGAUGAUUCUUUUUUGAUGAAAAGAUUUGUUUGUUGUAAUGAGGGAUUCAAAGAUAAUAAGUGUAAGAAUAAAAGGAUUUAUGAGAAGUUGGAUCAUCGAACUGGUUGUUUAGCUUUUGUGCAGUUUCAUAUUGAUCAUUUAGGGGUCUAUACAUGUACAAGACAUGAAAUGGUUCAUAAUCAUGCUAUGAUUCCUCCUGAAAAAAGGCAUUUGAUAAGGAGGUUGGGGGAUCUCCUAAUCUUUGUUUUUACUGCUUCUGAUGCUUAUAAUGCAUUGUCAUCUGAAAAAGCUGCCCAAAUUGAAGGAUGUGAUGGUAACCAAUUGAUUAAAUAUUUUGCCAAGAGACAUGUGGAUGAGACAGAUUUUUAUUAUGAUUUUGAACAAGAUGAUAGUGGUGCUUUAGUUAGUUUUUUUUGGCGUGAUGGUAGGAUGAUGAGAGAUUAUCAUUACUUUGGAGAUUUGUUGGUUUUUGAUACAACUUAUAGAACUAAUAAAUAUGGAAUGAUAUGUGCUCCAUUUGUUGGGAUGAACCAUCAUGUACAUCAUGGUAACAAUGUCAUGUUUGGUAUGGGUUUUAUUUCUUAA